Messenger RNA from Uncinocarpus reesii 1704, 1680 nucleotides. RefSeq lists its product as uncharacterized. The transcript is spliced from 3 exons. The coding region runs from base 1 to 1680 and encodes 559 amino acids. Lineage: Eukaryota; Fungi; Ascomycota; Eurotiomycetes; Onygenales; Onygenaceae. Gene Ontology annotation, cellular component: mitochondrion. The record is from RefSeq and is a predicted model, not a curated record.
AUGAGGCCGUUUAACGGUUUGGUGACGAGUUCCAAUGCUUUAUUUUUACUCGGGAAGAGCAGAAUCAUCUCUUUGACAGCUGACUCUCAAAACGUAUCUGGUCUGGCCAGCGCGUCCCAAGAGACCUUGUUUUGCUACACCUCUGGCCGCUGGCUGUACAAUGAACAGCGCCAGCUCGACCUUCGCUAUGUCAGAUUUGAUGUUGAAGGCCUUUGCAAGACGGCGGGUGAUGUAUUAGGCGCCCCGUGCACUCAGAUAACGAAGCUACGCGGGGGGCUCUACAAUAAAGUCUUCUCCCUGAAGACGGACGCAGGCGAGGAACUGCUUGCCAGGAUCCCAAACCCAAAUGCUGGAUCCUCGCGAGUAGUCAUCGCUAGCGAAGUUGCCACUCUCGAUUUUCUUCGCAAUGGUCUUGAUAUUCCUGUACCUGAGGUGGUGGCAUGGAGCUCGCCAUCGCAGCAUCCUAACCUUGUGGGUGCUGAGUACAUACUCAUGAAGAGGAUGCCCGGUCAACAACUCAGUGAUGUUUGGGAUGGCAUGACCCAAGCCCAGCGUUUCGAAUUAGUGAGGAGCCUGGUAGCCAUCGAAGCAAAAUUAGUUGCAGCAAAGAUGUCAGGGUACGGAAGCCUCUAUUAUAGAGAAACCUACCCUGAUGGCAUAUCUCUGGAUGGCAUGCUGCCUUCUUCAUGGUCUACAGCAAAGAGCUUCGUUCUAGGCCCUUCAACUGACAGACGGUUUUGGGUGGAUGGGCGAGGGGCAUUAGAUCUGGAUCGCGGGCCAUGGGCGUCUGCAGCGGAGUACUUUUCCGCAGUUGCGAAACGUGAGAUAGAGUGCAUUCGAACCUCUGCGAUAAAUGAGCCCAGUCUCAUGGACUUUGGACGGAAGGCCACAGCACGCGAAGCUCAUAUCCACCUCCUCAACCAGUUCCUCAUCGUCUUACCCCACAUUCUACCACACCUACCUUUCUGCUGCCCUGUUCUGCUGCAUCAAGAUCUCCAUCUAGAUAACAUCUUUGUCGACAGCACCGACCCGACCAAGAUAUCAGGCAUAAUUGACUGGCAGUCAACCACCUCUGCUCCACUCUUCAUGCAAGCAAGAUUCCCCUCCGUGUUUGAUUGUGACGAUCCGUACCCCUGGGGCGCGGUCCUCCCAGAACUGCCGGACGAUUUCGACAGCCUGUCUAAGAAUGCAAAAAUAAAAGCACGAGAACAGCUUGAAAGGGUCCGCCUCAAGAAGUUUUAUGAGAUGGCGGCGCGGAAGUUCAACCCGGCCAUCCCUCGCGCAAUGGAGGCAUUGCUCAAUAAAAACGAUGAUGAUCCAGUCUCAUACAUCUUCCCACUGCUAGAACAGACAGCAGUUGAUGGCCCGUUGCCACUGCAGGAGCUGCUUAUUGAGAUCUUUGAAAGGUGGGAUGAGAUUUGCAAGAGGCAUGGUUCCAGAUCUGGGUUCCCAUGUCCGAUCAGCUAUUCACAAGCGGAGAUUUCGAGAUUCCGGGAGCUAGUCCAGGAAUAUGCAGUGGCUCUUUGCGAGUUUACUGGCUAUUUGGCGCAGGUGGGAGGAGGGAGGGAUGGGUGGGUGUCAAAUGGGGAGUUUGAAAACGCCAUGCGCGUGUUUGACGAGCAUAGGGACGAGCUGGAGAGGCUUCGGAGGAGGGUUGACGAUAUACUGUUUGUUCUUUGA